AUGGGUAACUCAAAGAAGAAGUGUUUGUGUCUCAACCUAAAGGUUACACCAUUAAAGGGAAGGAGAAUCAUGUCUAUAGACUCAGAAAGGCUUUAUAUGGUCUUCACCAAGCUCCCAGGGCCUGAUAUCCUGUUACUAUGCCUCUACAUUGAUGAUAUUAUUUAUAUGGGGUCAUCUAUUGAAAUGUUAAGUGAGUUCAAAGAUAUUAUGGUGAAGAUAUUUGAAAUGUCUUAUUUGGGUCGAUUGAGGUACUUUCUAGGAUUGGAGGUAAGACAAUUCAAUGGUGCUCUUUUUGUAACUCAAACAAAAUAUGCAAAGGACCUCCUUAAAAGAGAUGGUAUGUUACAUUCCAAAGAUGCCAUCAGUCCCAUGAAUAUAAAUGAAAAGCUUCAAUUGGAGGAUUGCUCUGGAAGUGCAGAUUCAUCCCGAUAUAAAAGACUUGUUGGUAGGAUUCUAUACCUCACACAUACCAAGCUUGAUAUAAUGUAUGCAGUUGGGAUGGUAUCCAGUUUGUGGCUUGUGGGCUUCACCGACAAUGAUUGGGGUGGAUCGAGAGACGAUCGGAGAAGCACAUCCGGGUGGACUUUCUCACUUGGAUCGGUGGUAAUUGCAUGGUGCUCAAAGAAGCAACCAAUUACUGCAUUGUUGAAUACUGAAGUUGCAUAUAUUUCAGCUACCUCUGCUGCUUGA
Molecule: messenger RNA, 690 nt
Organism: Dioscorea cayenensis subsp. rotundata (Guinea yam)
Lineage: Eukaryota; Viridiplantae; Streptophyta; Magnoliopsida; Dioscoreales; Dioscoreaceae
Exons: 3
Coding region: 1-690 (229 amino acids)
Source: RefSeq, a predicted model, not a curated record